Messenger RNA from Macrosiphum euphorbiae (potato aphid), 498 nucleotides. NCBI's taxonomy places the organism in Eukaryota, Metazoa, Arthropoda, Insecta, Hemiptera, Aphididae. The record is from the annotation of a GenBank genome assembly.
AUGAAUGCCAUCCGAUUGUGUUUCACCGCCACCGUGGCGUUUCUCGUUGUCGCGAUCGGCGGCAGAGUCGCGUCCUCCAUGAAUAAUACCGUGAGGGUCAGGAAGUGCUGCCCGGUGGAUCAUAUGUACGAUCCGGACGUUCACUUCUGCAGACCGGCCGAGGAAGUUAGCGAGCAGUGGUUGAUGAAUCGACUGCGAAGCAGAUUCCGGGUGGCAGCCGAUGAGACGUUGGAGAUAUCCUAUGAUGGAGAAUCAUUUUGCCACAAAAAGGAAGUGCUAGUCGACGUGCCCACCGAGGAGGUGCGUGGGCUGAUGGAGGCACACCCGUCAACCAUCGAGUUGCCGUCGGUGUUUUACUGCAUCGAUCUGUCGCUGAUGUCAAAGCUGGUGGCCAGGACGUGCCGGCCACGCGACCAGUACUGCGGCCGGGGCAAUUACACAUGCGUCAGAAAAUGCUGCGAUAACAGAGAUAUAAUCGUCGACGUCCCCAACUCGUAA